CUCCACACCGAGGAUUGGCGACAGGCAAAGUCUAAGGCAGGUCUUGUCUAGGAAGAGAGCUCCUACCACGGUGAUGGAAUUGCAAAUUGCGAGGUCCGGGGUGCCCCUCGAUCACGUCGAACGCUAUAUCUCGAAAACUCACCAGUGGCCUCCAAAUUAUAUCUCACAAGACCCUCACCAGGUUGCACCAUUCAUAGAAUCGAAAACCUGCAGUGUGGUCUGACCAACAUGGCGCCGACUCUUCCAUCGCUCUCUGUCACAGGGUUUGCUAUUGCGGCCUUGGUGAUUGCCCUUAUAUAUCGUCUGUCACAAAUUGGAAGUCGGGACAAAAGACUGCCACCAGGCCCGCCCACGAUCCCUAUCUUGGGAAAUCUGCACCUCGUGCCCAAGACCGGCCUUGGAAAGAAGCUGAAAGAAUGGGGAGAGACAUACGGAGGUGUCUUUUCUCUCAAGUUCGGCGGCGGUACUGUGAUCAUUCUGUUCGAUCGAAAGGCCGUGCAUCAUCUCCUCGACAAGAAAGGAGUAAUCUACUCCGAAAGACCAGAGAGUUACGUUCCAAACCUUGUCACAGGUGGCGACAGCUUCGCGUUCAUGAACAGCACACCUCUAUGGAGAGCUGAAAGAAAGGUGGCCGUCCAUAAUCUUUCGCCAAAAAUGUUGGAGGACAAGGUUGGCCAUAUUCAAGAUGCAGAAUCUGUCGUGCUUCUCGCAGAUAUACUUAACAACCCAGACGGCUACUACAACCAUAUCAGGCGUACAACUUCAUCUGUGGCGAGUGCUGUGGUGUGGGGACAUCGAGGUCCGACCAUGAAAAGCUUUUGGGCUCACGCUGUCUACGAUGCCAUGGACAACUAUUCUGCCGCUCUCGAGCCAGGUGCAAACCCGCCAGUGGACGAGUUCCCUUUCUUAAAGUGGUUCCCUGGUACAUGGAAGAAGCGUGCCAUAGGCUCAUACAAAUGCAUGGACGACACUUGGAAUGAAGCCAGGCGUAGAGUUGACGCACGAAGGGCAAAAGGCAUCAAGCGAGAUGCCAUCAUCGACUCCAUACUAGACGGCGAAAAGCACAGCGAUCUGUCCAACGUGACCCCGAAACAGAUGAAUCAUUUCUUGGGUGUCGUUGUCGAAGGUGGAGCAGACACUACCGCGUCUGCCACUUUGACCUCGAUGAUGUAUCUGGCUCUGCACCCUGAGUUCCAAGACAAGGCUCGCAAGCAGCUGGACGCUGUUUGCGGAACAAGCAGACUUCCGGCUAUCACCGAUUUCGAGGCCAUACCCUACAUAAAUUGUAUCAUCAAGGAGGCUAUGAGAAUCCACCCGGUUCUUCCUCUCGGUGUUCCUCAUCGAGUGAAUCAGGACGAUUGGUUCGAUGGCAUGCUGAUCCCCAAGGAUGCUACUGUUAUCCUUCCGAGCUGGGCCAUGCACUUGAGUGAAACCCAAGGCUAUAAGGAUCCAGAGGCGUACAAUCCUGACAGGUUCCUCGACUUCCCCAGGAUGGCAGACAGCUACGCUGGCAGCCCCGACUGGCAAAAACGAGACCACUACGGCUAUGGAGCCGGACGUCGUAUCUGCCCCGGAAUUCAUCUGGCUGAGAGGACCCAAUGGCGCCUCAACGCAAGACUCUUGUGGGCUUUCGAUAUCCUACCAAAGAUUGAUCCCCAAACUGGCAAGCCAAUGCCUAUUGACGUGAACAACUACCACGAGGGCAUCGCCCAUGGUCCUGCUGAAUUUCCGGUUGUUUUCAAACCGAGAAGUCAAGCUCAUAUCGAUGUCAUCAGGAGAGAAAUGGCCGAUGCCGAACAGUUUUUGAAGGCUUGGAAUGAUUAGACGUAGGGAAACAAG
Molecule: messenger RNA, 1839 nt
Organism: Exophiala viscosa
Lineage: Eukaryota; Fungi; Ascomycota; Eurotiomycetes; Chaetothyriales; Herpotrichiellaceae
Product: cytochrome P450
Exons: 7
Coding region: 229-1824 (531 amino acids)
Molecular function (GO): iron ion binding; monooxygenase activity; heme binding
Source: RefSeq, a predicted model, not a curated record